UUUAUAUAAGACACACACACUCACACAGAGAGAGUCUUCUUAAGCAUUUUUAUUCACUCUUGUGGAGCUCUUUUGCUUCACUGCCCAACCCCAAAAUCUUCAUGACGAUUAAAGAAUACAAACAGCAAGAAGAUGGGGAAACUUCGUGAGAAUAAUAAGAGUAUUACGCCUCUCGGGGAUAAUAAUAACUUCAUGGAAUUGCAGGACAGCCUUGAGCUUGAAGAGAAUAUUUCUGUGUUUUACGUUCAAGAUAUCGACGAGGCUUGUCGUUCUGGUAAUGGUGGUGGUGAUUUUGGACCCGAAAAUGAUGAUUUGACGGAGAAAAUUAUCUACUGGGAAACUCAAGAGGCCUUGCUUCAGGAAAUUCUGGAGUGCCAUAGCUUAACAGGUCAGAAGGUUCGACAAGAAGUAACGAGAAUCGUUGAGCUUUCAAGAGAGAGAGAAUUUUGCAGCUGCUCGAAGGCAAGCUGUGUUAAUGGCGGGUGCACUCACUGUCUGAGAAGAUUAGUAGUGAAUUUGCUUCGUGAUAACGGAUUCAAUGCCUCUCUCUGUACGUCCCAGUGGAAACGCACCAAAAACUGUCCUGGAGGAAGACAUGAAUACAUUGAAAUAUUAACGGUGGCCCCAGGACGCAAGAAGCAACUACCAUUUGUAGUUGAAUUGGAGUUUCGAGACCAGUUUGAGAUUGCUAAAGCUUCUGACGAGUACAAAAAACUGGUAGCACAAUUACCUGAAAUCUACAUAGGGAAAGCUGAGUACCUGAGGACCCUUGUGCGGAUUCUUUGUGAUGCAGCAAAGAGAUUCAUGGAGGAGAAGAAAAUCCACAUGGGGCCUUGGAGAACCAGAAGUUUCAUGGAAAUGAAAUGGUCUUACUCCUUGGAGAGGCGUUCUGCUGAUGAAUCCUUUAACAAUAAUGCCAUAUCUUCAAGAGUACAUGAAAAUUGCUUACAAUCAUCGCCAGCUCCAAUUGUGGUCAUCACCUAAUUAAAUUUCUCAUAGGAGUUUGACUAGUUUUGAUCCAAAAUUUUUCCCUUUUGGUUUGAGUAGUAGUAUUGAAUCUACUUAUAGUUAUUUAUCUUAUGGGUUCACAGGCGAGAAACAAUUUUCAAUUUGGCUCUUUUUAAUGAGAGCUUGCGGGAGUUUAUUAUAUUAUUAUGUAAUUUAUAUUAGCUAUUUGUAAUUUGAUGCAUCAUCUAUAUCUA
Mangifera indica (mango) is the source of this 1202-nucleotide messenger RNA. RefSeq lists its product as uncharacterized. The transcript is spliced from 4 exons. Lineage: Eukaryota; Viridiplantae; Streptophyta; Magnoliopsida; Sapindales; Anacardiaceae. The coding region runs from base 133 to 984 and encodes 283 amino acids. The record is from RefSeq and is a predicted model, not a curated record.